AUGUCUGUGUUUUCAGAUGCUACAUGCUUCAAUAAUAGAGAAAUACAGUUUAAAGGUAUGCAGUCCUCGUGGAAAGUUGAUGGAGGCUGGACACAAUUUUCCUACGUCUGGCAGUCGUGUACAGUAACAUGUGGAGGUGGUAUACAGUCAGGGCAAGAAAGGCGCACCUGUACAAACCCCUCUCCUUAUGGUGAUGGCAAACCUUGUGAAGGAUCAAGCUAUGGACAAAGGGCUUCACGAUCCUGUAAUACUCACCCUUGUCCAGUUAAUGGGAACUGGUCAGAAUUCGGUCCUUACAGCGAGUGGGGAAUCUGUUCCGUCACCUGCGGUAAGGGGAAAGAACAGCGAAACAAAAAGAGGGAAUGUGAUAAUCCGAAACCACAAAACGGAGGACAAAACUGCACUGGGACAAAUAUAUACACUGAUGAAAGAGUGUGUAAUUUGAGUCCUUGCCCGGUCAACGGUGGGUGGUCAGAAUUUGUUCCAUAUGGUGACUGGAGUCAGUGUUCCGUAUCCUGUAGCAAUGGAGUCCAAACACGUGUCUUAUUCCGAACGUGUUCCGAACCUGCUCCUCUUUAUGGUGGUAAACCCUGUAUGGGACGUAGCACGAGAUUAGAAAACAAGCAAUGUAGAGGACAAGGUUGUCCAGUUCCUGGUGGAUGGUCCAUUUAUGGUCCAUACAGUGAAUGGACACAAUGCUCAUCAAGCUGUGGAAACGGAAUUCAGGAGAGAACUCGAAAUCGGACAUGUAACAACCCGGUACCACAGAACGGGGGAAAAGACUGUGUUGGUUCGAGUAUCGAACAGGAGCAAAGAAAAUGCAACAUAAAGUUUUGUUCUGGUUGUAUAAUGCUUUGAGAUUUUCUACAU
Molecule: messenger RNA, 870 nt
Organism: Saccostrea cuccullata (small rock oyster)
Lineage: Eukaryota; Metazoa; Mollusca; Bivalvia; Ostreida; Ostreidae
Product: thrombospondin-1-like
Exons: 6
Coding region: 1-858 (285 amino acids)
Source: RefSeq, a predicted model, not a curated record